Messenger RNA from Elaeis guineensis (African oil palm), 2224 nucleotides. RefSeq lists its product as uncharacterized. The record is from RefSeq and is a predicted model, not a curated record. NCBI's taxonomy places the organism in Eukaryota, Viridiplantae, Streptophyta, Magnoliopsida, Arecales, Arecaceae.
UCCGCCGACUCACGAGCUCUCAGAAAUCCCACCACCUGCCCACCUCCUACCCCCGUCCUCCUAAAGCCCUAAUUUCUUCCCCAAAUUGCACGUAAUUUGUCGAAUUCUGAGAAGAACUCGGCAAAAUCCUAGCUCCAAAUCAUGGCUUCCCCCUCCAAAGGCGACGCCUUUCUCCUUCUCCUUCUCUCCCUCCCUCUCGUCGCCACCCUUGGCGGCGAAGAAUCUCCCCUCGAUCGCCACGAGUCCCAGCUUCGCCGCCUCGAAACCCUUGUCCAAUCCCUCUCCGCCACCGUCUCCCGCCUCGAAUCCUCCCUCUCCCACUGCUCCCCACCGCGAUUCGACGCCGCGACAUCGGCGGUGGAGGACGGCGGUCGGCCGCCCGGUGUGGCGGUGACCAAGCACAAGCCGUUGUGGUCGGAGAGAUUCCAUUUCGCUGCCGCCGCCCGGCUGGAGUCCGACCCCACCGUCGUAGCUGCUCUCCCCUACCUUGACCUCGAGGGCGUCAGCAAGUACUUCGCUGUGGGGGACGCCCGCGGGCGGACCUACGUCUUCUCCGCCGCCGGCGACGUCGUCAUGGAGCUCCCUGCGCCGCCAUCUGGCGCCACCGUCACCGCCAUGCUCUGCUACUUCUCCUCCCGGCGGAAUGAGAGCUUCCUCUUCACCGGCCACGGUGACGGAUCCAUCGUCGCGCACCGGCUCUGGAAAUCGGCUGCCGAUGGCGAUGGGUGGCUGACGCUCAACCUCGGCAGCUCCCGGCCGUUCGUCCGUGGAGGCCGGGAGCUGGACUCGCCGCCGGUGACCGGCCUCGAGGUCCACCAAAUUGGGCGAACAAGGUACAUACUUGCAUCAGAUAUCAGCGGGAGGAUCAGGGUCUUCACUGAGAAUGGCUCUCUCUACGGCACUGCCAUUGCCUCGAGCCGGCCGCUUGCAUUUGUGAAGCAGAGGCUUCUCUUUCUCACUGAAACGGGUGCCGGCUCAUUGGAUUUGAGGACGAUGGCGGUGAGGGAGACCGAAUGCGAGGGGAUGAAUGGUUCCAUUGCCAAAAGUUACUCCUUUGAUGUCUCCGAGAGGUCGAAAGCUUACGGCAUUACCGCCGGAGGUGACCUCAUUUAUGUCCUGCUACUCGGGGACUCCUCCAAUCUCAAAUGCCGGGUCCGGGCUAUAAGGAGGUCGGAGAUCGAUCGGCCGGUCUCGAUACAAACCAUCAAAGGGUAUCUUCUUGUUGCGAGCGAGGAGAAGGCCUUUGUGUACAACAUAUCUUCUCCAUAUCAUGGUAGGGUUGGAGCCCCUAGGCCUCUAUUCUUCACGGCGCUUCAAGAGAUCAAGUCUCUCUUCUUGAAUUCUCCUGCUGCUGUGAAUGAGUUGUCAUCUGGGAUGCCUUUGAUAGCCGCCGACCGUGAAAAGCUCAUGGUUUUGGGGCUCAGAGAUGGCUACAUCGGGAUAUACCGGUCUAAUUUCCCAGUGUUUAAGUUGGAGAGCAAUGCUGUUAUCUGGAGUGGUCCUGCUUUGGUGUUCCUCCUGUUUCUGAUAUUGAUAUGGCAGUUUUAUGUGAAGAAGAAGGACUCUUUGGGGUGGAUGCCGGAGGAGUCAUUGGAUUCCUCUUCGGCAUCGGCUUCAGGCAGUCGUCUGGUUCCUGGGACUGGUGACAGAGGGUAUGUGGAUGCUUCAAGGGAUGCUGGUCUUGGGGAGCUGAGAGGAGGUGGGCGUCGAGCUCCGGCGAGAAGAUAUGUGUCUCCUCCUCCUCCUCGUUACGCCGGAAGAGCAGGGAUUUCUUUUAGGACAAGCUCAGGGGAUCCCAGUUACAGGGGUCCUGCAGACUUGAAAUAUAGAGGACAGAAUUUAGACACUACUGGGCUUCCCAAAAGAAGAGAGCCCCUGUUUUCUAACAGUCAGAUUACAGGUGAUCGCAUAGAUUGAUGUUUACCUAAUAAACUGGUGACUAGUUUUAUUUUCCUUGCUCGCAGUCAGAUUACAAGUGCUUCCCAAAUUUUUGACCUUGGCCAAUUGAGCUUUCAUCUUCUAAGGGUUGUAAAACCCUCGAGCAUUUUGUUGUAACACGAGUUUUAGAUGAAGAAAUUACACUGCACAAAUAAGGAAUAAAUCAGACAGGUGAGUAGUUUAUUUUCCUUGCUUACAUAGAGUGAUGGGUAACUUUGUGUUGCCUCAGCUUGUAUUGCAUAACAUUUAUGAACGGAAUACAUGAACAUAUGAAGGGUUACAAUUU